Messenger RNA from Eruca vesicaria subsp. sativa (arugula), 1319 nucleotides. The record is from the annotation of a GenBank genome assembly. Lineage: Eukaryota; Viridiplantae; Streptophyta; Magnoliopsida; Brassicales; Brassicaceae.
GUGGAUGUCAGACUCUUUAGAGCCGAGGAGGAGAAAAUACAAAUAAAAGAUGCGGCCACUGGUUGGAAUAUCCUUCAGCAUCUUUAACCGUACCUUUUAAUAUUGUCUUUUCCUUUUAACUUUAAUAUAUUUUUUCGGUUUUAAAAAGCAUCUUCUUCUCCCUCCCUCCUUCCUCAUCCAUCAUCAUAUCCUUCACCAUUCUCCUUUCUCUUUUUCACUUCGCAUCUCAACCAUCCAUUCUCAUUCUCUCUAUUUCUCCGCACAAUAAUAUACAGAGAGAUACAUAUAUAUUGUGUACAUUCAAUCAAAUAAUCAUGAAUUCUCGUAGAUCUUUAAUGUCCGUUACGGCAACAACUCUGUGUUUUCUAUUGUAUAUCUGCACCACCACGAACGGUGAGCUUAAAAGAUUUAUCGAACCGGCGAAAAGUGACGGUUCCGUUAGUUUUAUCACAAUCGGAGAUUGGGGUCGCCGUGGUGACUUCAAUCAGUCUAACGUCGCUUAUCAGAUGGGAAGGGUAGGAGAAAAGAUAGGUUUAGAUUUCGUAGUGUCCACGGGAGAUAACUUCUACGACAACGGAUUGUUUAGUGAAUACGAUCCAAACUUCAAAGAGUCUUUCUCUGAUAUCUACACUGCUCCAAGUCUCCAGAAACAGUGGUACAGUGUUUUGGGUAACCAUGACUAUAGAGGUGAUUCAGAAGCUCAGCUAAGCUCUGUUCUCAGGGAAAUCGACAGCCGUUGGAUCUGUCUCCGAUCAUUCAUAGUAGACGCAGAGUUAGUUGAGAUUUUCUUCGUUGACACAACUCCUUUCGUUAAAGAAUACUACACAGAAGAAGAUGGUCACACAUACGACUGGCGUGCGGUUCCAUCUCGCAACUCUUACGUCAAGUCUCUCCUCCGUGACUUCCAAGAUUCCUUAAAGAGAUCCAAAGCUACAUGGAAGAUUGUCGUUGGUCACCACGCGAUGAGAAGCAUUGGUCACCAUGGUGACACUAAAGAGCUGGUGGAAGAGCUUCUUCCUAUAAUGAAAGAGAACGGUGUUGAUCUUUAUAUGAACGGACACGACCAUUGUCUUCAACAUAUAAGUGACGAAGACAGUCCUAUUCAGUUUCUGACGAGUGGUGCUGGUUCCAAGGCUUGGAGAGGAGAUGUUGACCCAACGACCAACAAUCCCAAGUCUGUGAAACUUUAUUACGAUGGUCAAGGGUUCAUGUCUGCUAGAUUCACUCACACAGAUGCAGAGAUUGUCUUCUACGAUGUGUUUGGUAAGGUUUUGCACAAAUGGGUUACUUCUAAACAACUUCUUCUAUCCUCUGUUUGA